This is a messenger RNA of Phoenix dactylifera (date palm), 1519 nucleotides long. NCBI's taxonomy places the organism in Eukaryota, Viridiplantae, Streptophyta, Magnoliopsida, Arecales, Arecaceae. The record is from RefSeq and is a predicted model, not a curated record.
UAGAGAGAGAGAACCGGACCGGGGAAUGGGCCGGUUUGCAGCGUUUCCCGUCCGACUGGUCGCGGUCGGGCCGGAAAACGUGGUAAAGGGUUCCCGCUGCCGACGCAAAUCCUAGGGUUUUAGAGAUAGAACAUCAAAAUCGCUCUUCCUCUUCUUCCCCAUUUUUCGCAAAUUUGAGCUUUGGAUUUCGACUGCAAGAAUGCCUUAGAUUUCGCAAAUCUUCCUCCGAGAGCAUCGGAUAAGAAGAAAAAAAGAAGUCCUCGUAGUUCCAACAGUGAGCAAUCCAACCCUCUCUAUCUCAUUCUCUUUUUUCUUCUUUAUUGUUCUGAAUUCUUCUUUCUUAACAUCCCUACAUAUAUCUAUGUAUAUGGUUGAGAAUAUUUCUUAUUAUCGUUAUAAGAACUUGAUUUUUGGCUCAGAUCCUAAACAAAUCAAGGCUACUACCAUGGAUCCAAUCCAAACUGUUCAUGUCAAGCUUAUGGCCUCUGAUCUCCUCUCCUUAACUGUCUGGCCCUCAAACCCUCCCUGCUUCACCCGGAAGGGAAGGCCUAUAUCUCGUGCUGAAACUGUAGGCAUGGUGGUGAGCCGUGAGCACAAGGACAAAUUUCUGAGGUUCCUGGUGGAUGAUGGGAGUGGGUGCAUCCCCUGCAUCCUCUGGCUCAACCACCACUACCUCACUUUCCAUGAUGGUUCAUCUAAUCUCGAACUUAUGGCUGAAAUGGCACUGAAGCAAUCUGAGAUAGUUCAGCUGGGGGAGCUAGUUAGAGUCAGGGGGAGAAUCACAAUCUAUAGGGGGAUGCUACAGAUUACAGUGAGGGAUGUGGUGGUGGAGAGGGAUCCAAAUGCAGAGGUGCUACACUGGUUGGAUUGCAUCAGGUUAUCCAAACAGUGCUAUGACUUGCUGCCUGCUGCUGCUCUUCCUGGAUCUGUUCUGAACCCACAUCAAGAUGGGUCUGACCAGGAAUCACGAGAAUUGGGCUUGUUAUUUCAAGCCAAAAGUUUAUGUUUUCGUCUCUCUGUGUGAUCCUUGGUGCCAUCUCAUCAUUUUUGGCCCUAACUGCAGCACUAUGUAGCUAAAUUAGGAAAAUGUCUGAAGUACAACAGAGACCAAUUUGUUGAUCUGUAGACAGGUGAAGUUUAUCUGAACUUGUGGAACCUUGUAAGCUGCCACAAAUCUUUAUCCUGAAAGCCAUUGUCCACUGCAGAAGUAUGUUGGAUGUUUGCAUUAGCGGCUCGGCAGCUGUGACUGGAUGUUAUGGUCAGUGAAGUGAUCACCUAAUGUUACUUCUCUUGUCACAGAUGUAGUGGUAGUAUUUAGUUUGAUUCAAGCGCUUAUUUUUAGCAUUUAAAUUUGAUGAGUCAGGAUCCAUUAUACCCAUCCUCAUUGGAGUCACGGAUUCCUUUUGUCAGGCAUAUAUACUGUGGUUUGGGAAUUGGUAGGGACAAGUUGUUUCUUUUUACAUUAUACCCAUCCCCCUUCCAUUUAAAGUCUUGCAAUAAAGUCCCUGGCAUUCAUUUA